AUGUUAGUUGAUUUGAAUAUAAAGUGGCCUCAAGAAAGCUUUGAUAAAAAAGCUUUACCAGAAGAUUUGGUAAAAUUAGAAGAUACUUUAAGCAUUUGCCAUACUUUAGGUUAUACACAUGUUGCAUUGAAUUUUACUGUUAACCAUGCUAGUAAAUUUCCAAACAAUGUUAAAGAAUUGAAUCCGAUGGAUAUAAAGGAAAGAUUCAAGACUUUUAUUGAAAAUACAGGUAUGAAAAUAUAUUCAAGGAUUACACUGAUAAUAGAUGAUCCAUCAAAGGGACAGUCUUUGGCAAAAAUAUCACAGGCUUAUGAUAUUAUUGCUGCAAUGCCAAUUAGUGAAAAAGGCAUUACCUUGGCCACUACUAAUCUAGAUAUCGAUUUAUUAACAUUUGAUUAUAGCCAAAGAUUGCCAGUAUUUUUAAAACAUAAAUCAAUUUGCGGAUGUGUUAAAAGAGGUGUAAAAGUAGAAAUUCCAUAUGCUUAUGCAUUGAGAGACCUUCAAUCUAGAAGACAAUUUAUUUCCAAUGCUAGAAGUGUAAUUAGAAGUUCCAGGUCAAGAGGUAUCGUAGUUAGUAGUGGAGCACAAAAUUCUUUAGAAUGUAGAAACAUAAUCGGUGUUACUAGCUUAAUAAAGACGUUAGGUCUUGAAAGUGACAAAUGUGGUAAGGCUAUGGGCCAGUUGGCAUCAUUAGUUUUACUCAAUGGUCGGUUAAGAAACAAAAGUUAUAAACAAACAAUUGUUGUUGGUGGUGAUGUGAGUAAUGUAGUUGAUGAUAUUGAAGGGAUUGACGAAACUAAACUGGUUAAAAUCGUUAAACGUAACGCUGACAGUGAAAUUUCAAGGGAUAAAAAGAAAAUGUCGAAAAAAUGA
Messenger RNA from Vanderwaltozyma polyspora DSM 70294, 873 nucleotides. RefSeq names its product RNA-binding RNA processing protein RPP1 (gene RPP1). Gene Ontology annotation, molecular function: RNA binding. The record is from RefSeq and is a predicted model, not a curated record. Bases 1 to 873 code for a protein of 290 amino acids. Gene Ontology annotation, cellular component: nucleolar ribonuclease P complex. Gene Ontology annotation, biological process: tRNA processing. The transcript has a single exon. NCBI's taxonomy places the organism in Eukaryota, Fungi, Ascomycota, Saccharomycetes, Saccharomycetales, Saccharomycetaceae.